UGAAUGGAUAGCUUCAGAGUACCAGAUGCGGGAUUGGAACACCACUUCGUACUGCAUAAUUGCCCUAGAAAGUUUUCCUUUAAGAGUUGCUGCCUAGAAUCUUCCACAGCCCCUCUCUUGUCAGGCUUCCCUUCCUGCUAUUUUUAAGUUUCCUUAAUGCUGGAGAUGAUUGUUGUUUGAGAACAGGUGCAGCAUUAAAGUAUGGAAGAAGUAAAGAGCAUGCAACCAGCUGGUGCCACUUUUGUGAUCAAUUCUUGGGAAUGGAUAGGGAAACAGACGCCAGAGGCAACAUCACUCCUCUUCAUGCCACAUCAAUAAUCACCUUCUGAAAGCAAAGUUGCCAUUUUCCAUAAACUGGAGAUCAUUUUGCUGCCCAGUCUCACAGCACAGGCUAUGUCCAAAAAGCAUGAAAAAAACAUUCCUUUGUGAAAUGGCUGGACAAAGCUCAAAUUGGCUAACAGGAUCCACUGCUGAAGCUUAAGAUUUCCUGGCCACCUAAAUGCAAGCUAUAGCACUGGAACUGGUUUGCAAUUUUGGCAGCAUCUGGAUUUGUUUAAAAUAUUGCUGUAUUACACACAGUGGUGUACUCGGUGUAUUGUUUUAAUGUAUUUAUGUAACUCAAUGGUUCCUGUAUAAAUAAUAUAUGCUAAUGUAAAUCUCACUGAUUCACACACAUAGUAUACUGAUGUUCAAAUUCAGGCACGGGUUUGCACAUAAAUUGUGGUGUUUAUGUGAGGGAAAAAGCCAGGAUACAAAGCAAUUUCUUUUGACUCACACACACUGAUUAUUAAUUGAAUGAUCUGUCUCACUUAUACCCAGGAAGGUAUGGUGUGGUCCUAGUGCUGGAAAUACCAAGGCAGAACUAAAGGCCUAUGAGUCUGUGACUGGAUGGAGGAACAAUUUCAAAGAAGCAUGAGUUACAGUUUUAUGGAGACACAAGAAACAAUGUCAGAGAGAUAAGAAGAUCAGAGGGCCCGGAAUCAGUUGAAGACCAAGAAAUGUAGUAAAAACCUCCCUGACAGGAAUGUGUCAGGAACACAGCUGAUCCAAGAAUUUUAAAUGGCAAGGGAGAACAAUAGAGACAGAAAGUAAUGACAGGAUGUUCAGAAGUCCCAUUAAGAAAUCUCCAUCCUGGAUUCUUGGAGUUGAGAUCUCCCUUGAAGUAGGAGCUGGAUCAGGUGUGGUUUCAACAUUUCUGGCUUCCAUUGUUGGACCCAGUGCAUUGUACAUAUGUACAGAUAUCAACCCUAUAGCAGCUUCUUGUACCUUGGAGACAGCUGUACUUAACAGAGUUCACAUUCACCCAGUAAUUACUGACUUGGUCACAGGAUUGUUACCAAGAUUAAAUGGGAAAGUUGAUCUACUACUAUUUAAUCCACCGUAUGUGGUAACCCCUUCUGAAGAGGUAGAAAGCCAUGGAAUAGAGGCAGCCUGGGCUGGAGGCAAAAAUGGCAGAGAAGUAAUGGAUAGGCUUUUUCCUUUAGUGCCAGACCUGCUUUCAACAGGAGGAUUAUUCUAUUUAGUUACAAUUAAAGAGAACAACCCAGAUGAAAUUUUGGAAACAAUGAAGAAAUACGGUUUAAGAGGUACUAGAGUACUUUCUAGACAAGCAGGAAGAGAAACUCUCACAAUUCUCAAAUUCAGCAAGUCCUGAUGACUGCUCUUAAAUCUUUAAACAUCUUCAGCAAUGGAAGUUAAACACAAAUGGUGUUACAAUGGUCAGGCUAUUUUGUGACUAUGAACUAUAACAACAGAUUUUGAAAAAAUAUUAUCCUGUCUCCUGAUCUUUACAGGAAAAUUAGCAAAACUUUCAUUGUUCCCUUAACCUGGCCAUCAACCCACUGUGAUCUGUAAUGAGGGUGGGGGCAGUUGUUUCUGGACUUGGUUUUCUAUGUAGCAUAGUGGAACUGUAGCUGAAAUAUAAACUUUAAAAUGGACAGUCACACUUUAAAAUGAGGAAAUUCACUGGUAUGUAUUUUGUUUUAUAACUGGAAUAUUUUUAUGUGAUCAUAUAUUUAAUAAUUAUUAACCUUUGUCAUUCAUUAUGGGUUCUCAAAAUAGUGUUCUUGCUUUAGUACUUUGUCUUGUCUUAUGGUACUUAUUCUGUAGAGAUAUCUGGUUUAAACUAGUACUUAAGAAGCCACUGAUCUUGAGGUUAGUGGCCUCAGUCUUAUAUUUUGCCUUUGUUGCAGAAUCACCAAAAGCCUAGUGCAUAGAAACUAAUUUUGCUUCCAUAGUCAGAACACUCUUGAUCUUAUCUUGCUACUGUAUUAUUGCUAUGAAUAUUCCAACAGAUGUACCCAAUAUGGAGUUCUGCUAUAUGUCAUCCAGGGUCUUUAAGCUAAAUGCUAUGGGUUAAUAAACCAUGUAAAAAGUUCAGUUCAGUUUAA
Molecule: messenger RNA, 2390 nt
Organism: Trachemys scripta elegans
Lineage: Eukaryota; Metazoa; Chordata; Testudines; Emydidae
Gene: HEMK2
Product: N-6 adenine-specific DNA methyltransferase 1
Exons: 8
Coding region: 1100-1654 (184 amino acids)
Biological process (GO): methylation
Cellular component (GO): eRF1 methyltransferase complex
Molecular function (GO): protein methyltransferase activity; nucleic acid binding; S-adenosylmethionine-dependent methyltransferase activity
Source: RefSeq, a predicted model, not a curated record